AUGGAAGAUCAGAAUCAGACUGCAGUGACUGAAUUCCUCUUCUUGGGCCUCACUGACCAGCUCCGCCAGCAGAUUCUCCUCUUUGUCACUCUGGUCUUUGUCUAUCUUGUCACCCUGGGGGGUAACUUGGGGAUGAUCACUCUCAUCUGGAUGGAUCCCAGGCUCCACACACCUAUGUACUUUUUUCUCAGCCACCUGUCCUUUGUAGACAUGUGUUUGUCGUCUUCCAUUGCACCCAAGGUGCUGUGUGAUAUCUUUGCCGAGAAGAAAGGCAUCUCUUUCCUGGGUUGUGCUGCACAGAUGUGGUUCCUGGAUCUUUUUGUGGCAACUGAAUGUUUCCUCCUGGCUUCCAUGGCCUAUGAUCGGUACCUGGCUAUCCGUAAGCCCUUGCUGUAUUCACAGAUCAUGUCCCAGAGGGUCUGUGUGCAGCUGGUGAUGGGCCCUUAUGCUGUGGCUCUCAUGAGCACCAUGACUCAUACCACAUUGACGUUCUGCUUACCCUUCUGUGGUCCAAAUGUUAUCAAUCACUUUUUUUGUGACAUUUUGCCAUUGCUUUCCCUAGCAUGUGCAGACACCUGGGCCAAUAAGGUGGUGCUUUUCACCUUGGCUGGGGCAGUCGGGGUUCUCAGUGGCCUGAUCAUCAUGGUCUCCUAUAUCUGCAUCCUGGUGGCCAUCCUGAGGAUCCAGAGUGCUGGUGGGAGGAGGAAAGCUUUCUCGACCUGUUCUUCUCACCUGGCAGCGGUCUCCAUCCUCUAUGGGACUCUUUUCUUCAUUUAUGUGCGACCUGGCUCAGGUUCCUCCCUAGAUAUCAAUAAAGUGGUUUCUCUGUUUUACACGGUGGUGACCCCCAUGUUGAACCCCCUCAUCUACAGUUUGAGGAACGAGGAGGUGAAAAAUGCAUUUGGUAGGAAGUUUGAAAGGAAUGUUUUUUUUUUUUCAAAAAAGAUAGAAUUCUAA
Messenger RNA from Phacochoerus africanus (Common warthog), 957 nucleotides. Its product is annotated as olfactory receptor 5G3-like. Gene Ontology annotation, biological process: sensory perception of smell; G protein-coupled receptor signaling pathway. NCBI's taxonomy places the organism in Eukaryota, Metazoa, Chordata, Mammalia, Artiodactyla, Suidae. Gene Ontology annotation, molecular function: olfactory receptor activity; odorant binding; G protein-coupled receptor activity. Gene Ontology annotation, cellular component: membrane. The transcript has a single exon. The coding region runs from base 1 to 957 and encodes 318 amino acids. The record is from RefSeq and is a predicted model, not a curated record.